This is a messenger RNA of Lates calcarifer (barramundi perch), 3061 nucleotides long. RefSeq names its product NK2 homeobox 2a (gene nkx2.2a). Gene Ontology annotation, cellular component: nucleus. Bases 568 to 1389 code for a protein of 273 amino acids. NCBI's taxonomy places the organism in Eukaryota, Metazoa, Chordata, Actinopteri, Centropomidae. Gene Ontology annotation, biological process: regulation of transcription by RNA polymerase II; cell differentiation. The transcript is spliced from 2 exons. Gene Ontology annotation, molecular function: RNA polymerase II cis-regulatory region sequence-specific DNA binding; DNA-binding transcription factor activity, RNA polymerase II-specific. The record is from RefSeq and is a predicted model, not a curated record.
GGUGUAAAAAAGGCCCUCCCCGUCUUUGUAAUUAAUUGACACGUUAUACCACUCAUCAUGCUCUGAAGCACCAAUGGUAGAGGCUCGGAUCUCCCCAAAACCCACAAUUUCACAUCUGCAAACACUGUCUUCAUCCACUUGACUCCUAAGACCCGCCCACACGUGGCCAACCUUUCGCGUUUUUUAAUGCUUUUUCACUGCAGGUUCAUGUGUUGAGACCAACCUUAUAUGGACUGAUCGGACAAGGUAAUGGCUUAUUUCCCUCUAGCACCCAGCAGUAGCACAGUAUCCAUGAGCCACAUAUAGCACUUCAGCCACUUUGGCAUCCUUCCUGGACUUACAGAGACUGAAUCCGCCGCUUCACUUGCUUAGGCAAUGGUUAUCCAACAGUGGCUGCUUUGACUGUAUCUCAGCGUAGAGCGACUCUUUACUACUACAUCCUAUUUCUCCUGAAACAUCGCCUCUGCUUUUUUUUCUUUUUCUUGUUUGUUUGUUUCAAAAACAGCCGGAUUGUCCGAAAAGCUGGUGCUGCAACUUUUCCCUGCAUAUUUCCCCCCCCACCAGAAUAUGUCGUUGACCAACACAAAGACGGGCUUUUCUGUAAAGGACAUUUUGGACCUUCCUGACACAAAUGACGAAGAGGGAUCUAUCACCGGAGCGGAGGAAGACACGGAGGGAUCGGAGACCACGUCCACGACAAAAACCAGUGGAGUUUUGGUGCAAAGUCCUCUAGAAAACGUUCAAAAUCUGCCUUUAAAGAACCCCUUUUAUGACAGUAGUGACAAUCCUUACACACGAUGGCUUGCUACUACGGACAGUAUUCAAUAUUCAUUGCACGGUCUCUCCGCCAGCUCUCAGGACUCGGCCAAGUCCCCGGAGCCGUCCGCGGACGACGAAUCGCCGGACAACGACAAGGAAACUUCGAGCAGCGGCGGCAGCGACUCCGGCAAGAAGCGGAAAAGGAGGGUGUUGUUUUCCAAGGCGCAGACCUACGAGCUGGAGCGCCGCUUCAGGCAGCAGAGGUACCUGUCCGCCCCGGAGAGGGAGCACCUGGCCAGCCUGAUCCGCCUCACCCCGACCCAGGUCAAGAUCUGGUUCCAGAACCACCGGUAUAAGAUGAAGAGAGCCCGGGCCGAGAAAGGUAUGGAAGUGACCCAUCUCCCUUCUCCCAGGCGGGUGGCCGUGCCCGUCUUAGUCAGGGAUGGAAAGCCUUGUCACACUCUUAAAGCUCAGGACUUGGCGGCCACUUUUCAGGCCGGGAUCCCCUUCUCGGCUUACAGUGCCCAGUCACUCCAACACAUGCAGUAUAACGCGCAGUACAGCGCCGCGGCCACGCCACAGUUCCCCACAGCACACCAUUUGGUGCAAACGCAACAGUGGACUUGGUGAGAGAAAUUAUAGAGACUUGGCUCGGAGGCACGAUAGGGAGUUUCACCACAAAGCAAAGAAAAAAAUAAAAUACAAAAAACAAAAAGACUUUUCAUUUUUGCAGCUUGACUCAUAUAUAUACUACCAUUUUUAUUCGGGGCUCAUGUGUGCGCCGUGUUUACAUGUUUUCGUUAAGAGAACUGGGUCCAAACCUCUCCCUUAUAGAUUUUAUUAAGAAUGUCAAUGCUCUUCUUGUGAAUUUUUUUUUGUAAAGUAUGUUGUGUGUUGGUUGUAGAGAUGUUUUCCUCUUUUUUUUCUUUUGUCCCUUCGUGUUAUUAUCAGCACGUAUACGAACCACUUUAUAAUUAUAGAAAAAUUUAAUUUCUUGCUUCUUUUAUGGACCGAAAAAAAAUAUUUAUGGCCAUGAAUAAACACUGGCAAACUUUUCAGCUAUUUUUCCCUUUUGUUUUUAUUUCCUGUAAAUAUUUUGUGGCAAAUGUUUAGAGAACUUUCGGGAGCGUUAAGCUGAAGAUCGGCCUAUAUACAUUUCCAAAUUUAAAAAAAAAAAAAAAAAACACGAGGGAGUGAUUUUUUGGCUAAACAUUAUGACUGCCGUGUCAGAUCACACAUGUAAAUAAAUAACAGUGUAGCCUCGCGGUGAUGGCUAAAUAUCCUAAAUUUUUUAUAAGGAUUUUUAAAUAAAAUGCUGUGUUUCUGAAAGAGGGUUUGGUUUAUAUAAGUGUCCUAUUCGAGUUGAUCAUCUCUGAAAAGACAUCAUAAUGAAAGGCGAGGAGCCAAACGCUAUAUUGUGGCAGAGAAUGGAGCUUGACUAUGGGAAUAAAUCUCCAGCAGCACUUCAGUCUUUCUUUAUAGGCAAAUUUAAUCCAGGGAAUAUUUUUCUCUGAAUCCCGAACACCUCACUAAUAAAGAGCCUAAAGUCACUUGUGAAAUGGGACUAAAAUCCACUCACUUAAUAUAAGAGGGCUUCUCAGCACAAGAAGCUUUUAAGUCAAAUGCUCUCCUUUUUGUCAGCAUCCACAACCACUCUCCGGCCUUGGGUGUAGAGUGGAAGAUUGUGGAGGAGGGUUUUUUUUUUAAUCGUUUAAUGCAAUAAAUGUUUUGUUAUCUUGUUCAGCGCUAAACUGCAAAUAGAGCAGGAAUAAUCAAUGAGUCACCAGCCUUCUUUGUUUAACCACGGCCAACAGUCAGCUCAGACGCGCACGGCUCACAGGGGCUUUAACCGCCUAAUAAAGUUAUUUUUUAUAUGAUCAUAUAACGUGUUAGCAGCGAUGCCCCACACUCAAACACACUUCUCCCUAUUAGGCACCAUUUUCCUUAAGGAGGAAACCAAAACAAGCACAAAUGGCUCCCCAGUGAUCCGCAGAGCGCACUGCGGGAUUAUCAGACUCCAGUCAAUAUCUUGGGUAAAUAUGAUAACCUAGUAGAAAAAUCCAUGCAUUUUUUUUGUUUGUCCCGGGACAAAAAAAAUCUCACAACAGAUGUCAGAGUCGCCCCUAUCAUCACUGAACAAACAGCUAAAUUGGGCAGAUUUGCUAAUUAUUUACAGAAUUGAGUCUCAAGGGGGCUACUGCUUUUGUGGGCGACACAGACUCAAUUUGUCCCCGACAGAAAGGUUUUUGUGUUUCACCACUGGUUGAUCUUGUAGGUCAAAUAAAUCAGCAACUUGCUCAUA